CCACUCUUUGCGCAAUGCCAGGCACCUUCUCGCGCUCAGCAGCCGGGGUGCAUCAUCUCCAGCAUGGCGGAAGACACGAAACCACCCACGGCGCAACUCCAGUCCAAUACGCAAGAUGUUCUGGACCAUGCAAGGUCGACGCCCGAGUUCCAGAAUGCAACACACGAGGCAAACAAACGCAGGGUUGCGCAGACGGUAUGACGGGAGGCUUUUUUCAAGCCGUGACACAGCCUGUUAAUACUUGACAGAUGGCGGACCAGAUGUCCAUGCCCAUGUCAGUCAGCGAGAUUCACGUCCUAGGCGCAAAGAACAUCCGACGCGGAUUUCUCGACCCGAUAUUCAGUCCGUUACUCGCAGAUAGCCCGAGCUCUGCAAAAACUGUUGGAGAUGUACUUUCCAAACUGCAAACCGCCAGCGCCAAACUUUCCGGGUUGCAAAUCCUGCGUGAGCCUCCUGAAGUAUAUCUCUCUCAAUCUAGCCAGGUCGAUCCGUCGACAGGCCCGUCUGACGUCAAUGUCUCCGUCCGCCUCCGAGAGCUGCCCCGAUUCAAGCUACAAACCGGUACGGACGUGGGAAACGGUGAAGGUUCCGCAUACGGAUCGCUAUUAUGGCGCAACAUGUUCGGUGGCGCAGAAAUGCUCACGUUGAAUGCCAAAGCUGGCACACGCACGAGGUCAGCCUACAGUGCCAAUCUUAGCGCACCCGUAUUGAGUGACCCGGAUAUGCGCAUCUCGCUGGAAGGACUAGCCUCUGCGGCCGAGAAGCCUUGGGCGUCCCACGAGGAAGUCGUCAAGGGAGGCUCACUACGUUUCUCCUGGCUGAACAGUCUGAGAGAUUCGCAUUCGAUUGAAUACUCUGGGGCCUGGCGGCAAGUCACGGGCUUGUCACAAGGCGCCAGCCCUACGGUCCGACAGGACGCUGGCGACACACUGAAAAGUGCGAUUAAGCACACAUUCUACAGAGAACGGCGCGACAAUCCACAGCUCCCACAAGAUGGAUAUAUGCUGCGGUCCAUGCUGGAGGUCGCAGGCUUUGGCCCAUUAGGGGGAGACGUUGCGUUCUCCAAGGGCGAACUGGAAAUGAGUGGCGCAAUGCCGAUCUCCUUGCCUGGAUCAAACGAGCGUACCGGCAUUUCCAUUGGCGCCGGUGUCAGAACCGGAUUGCUUUGGCCUUUGCCUCUAGGGUACAACUUGGCUGGCAAGGCGCUUCCAAGUCGAAUCAAUGAUCGCUUCUUGCUCGGCGGGCCAACAGACGUCCGUGGAUUCAAGCUCGGCGGUCUGGGACCUCAUGACGGCCAAGACUCUGUUGGCGGAGACCUGUUCGCUGCAGGAAGCGUGAACGUGCUUCUCCCGCUGCCAUACAAGGGACCGGAUUCCGGCCUACGAUUCCAAGUCUUUGCCAAUGCUGGUCGCUUGGUUGCCCUCCAAGACUCGGAAAAAACCAAGAAUUUGGACUUGGUGGGCAUGAGCCCCGGCGUCGUGGGUGGAGGCAUGUUUCGCGCUUUCAAGGACCUCGUGAAUGCCGCUCCUACCAUGGCAGCGGGCGUGGGACUUGUCUAUGCACACCCGGUGGCAAGGUUUGAAUUGAAUUUCAGCCUCCCACUGGUGCUCAGAAGAGGCGAGAUCGGAACUAAAGGACUUCAACUGGGGGUAGGAAUCAACUUCUUGUAAGAGUAUUGAUAGAUAGAGGGUGCCCGCACGGAAACCAAAAUUAGACGAGCCUUUGAA
Molecule: messenger RNA, 1727 nt
Organism: Purpureocillium takamizusanense
Lineage: Eukaryota; Fungi; Ascomycota; Sordariomycetes; Hypocreales; Ophiocordycipitaceae
Exons: 3
Coding region: 249-1670 (473 amino acids)
Biological process (GO): protein insertion into mitochondrial outer membrane
Cellular component (GO): SAM complex; outer membrane
Source: RefSeq, a predicted model, not a curated record